AUGCACGCAGGACCAGUGUUAAGAGUGCCGGAUGCACCGCUGGCACCGUACUCAGGUGUGGAUGCACUAGGUCCGAUGUUUUUCCAUCCAGUUCAGGUACCCAUGAGUUUACCUGACGGCCGUCAGCGCAAAUUGGCGCUGCAGCCAUUCGAUGGAAAGGAACUCUACCAUGGCAUUGGUAGUGGUUUUAUAGAAUGGGGCAAGGAGUUCGUGCGUCAAGUUGGCUUCUCCGAGCGCGCGUGCGGUUUUGUUUGGCCUGAAGACAUCAAGGUUGAUGUACUUAGUCAACACCUUGCUGGAGCGUCGCAGAAGUAUUGCCGCCUGCAGGUGGAAACUUGGUGGUCUUAG
Molecule: messenger RNA, 348 nt
Organism: Peronospora matthiolae
Lineage: Eukaryota; Oomycota; Peronosporomycetes; Peronosporales; Peronosporaceae
Source: the annotation of a GenBank genome assembly